Sarcophilus harrisii (Tasmanian devil) is the source of this 2504-nucleotide messenger RNA. RefSeq names its product F-box protein 47 (gene FBXO47). Lineage: Eukaryota; Metazoa; Chordata; Mammalia; Dasyuromorphia; Dasyuridae. The record is from RefSeq and is a predicted model, not a curated record. Gene Ontology annotation, molecular function: protein binding. Bases 1012 to 2367 code for a protein of 451 amino acids. The transcript has 10 exons.
UUGAGGAAAAAAUCCUAUGAUUUUUUCAUAGAUCUAAAACUGGAAGUCACCUCCCAGACCAUCCAGUACAAUCUCCUCAUAUUACAAAUGAGGUAUGGAGAAGUUAGGUAAUUUGUUUAAGUGCAUUCUUAAUUAGUAAGUAGGUAGUGUAGUUAAGUUUAAAAAAACCAAAGCAACUCUUUCUAGAUUAAGAAGAAAUGAGUUCCAGUCCUGCCUCUGAUGCUUGCUACCUGUGUAAUAUCGGGCAAGUCAUCUUUCCUCUUGUGCUACCUGUGUAACCUUCGUGGGCCUCGGUUUCCUUAUUUGCACUAGAUGGUCCUCGAGAUCCCUUCCAUCUCUAGGUCUGUGAUUGUAAGAGCUGGGAUCCGAUUAAUAUCUAUGAGCAUUAAUCGAGACCUUGCCCUAUGGGCAAGGCAAUAUGUAGCUUUGGGGGAUAUAAAGACAAAAUGAAAAAUCUUUAUGUUUGAGAAUCUUAUAUGGGGGGACAGAGAGGAACAAUAUGCACAUAAAUACACAAAUACAAAAUAUAUGCAAAGUAAAUAGAAAUGAGAAAAUGUCUGUAAAAACAUUUUAUGAACCUUAAAAGAAAUGCCAGCUACUGUUAUUCUUUCUAGCCAGAGAGUUAAAGGAAAUUAUAAUGGAAGAGAGAACCUUGGGCAAGUCACAUCCCCACUCUAGGCCUCAUUUUCCUCAUCUGUGAAAUGAGAUAGAAGUCCAUUCCAGCUUAAAUCUUAUAAUGCUAAGCAAGCCCAACCAAGGAGAAUGGAUAGAAUGUCAAUUAAUGUAGAUUGGAAAGAAGAAGGAAGGCAUUCCAGAGUUAGGGAAGGCCAUAUGAGCAAAGAAAUAACCAGUCAGUGGAAUGAAGUGGUAAAACUACUACAGUAAGGUGGUGUAGUAUUCAUUAAUAUCUUCAUUUUCUUUGGAUCUAUUCAUUGUUUCAAUUUUCUUCUCUCUUUGUCCACCCCCCCCCCCUUUUUUUAAGUAGGAGAAAUUUACUAGAUAAGGAAAAGGAUGACAUCCGUUGUAAGUACCAGCUUCACCUUGAUUCCCAACCAGAAAUACAGACGUAGCAACCGACGAUCCAACCAUUCUUGCAACAUUCUUGGCUCAGAUUCUCAAAACUUAUCAACACUUGGAGAUUUUAAAGCAUUACCAUUAGAGCUUUUCCAAAUAAUUUUGGAAUAUCUGUCAGUGAAGGAUAUCAGCAUGCUAAGCAUGGUGUCGAAAACCAUCAGCCACCGCCUUAUUAAUUACAUCUCAACAUCAUCAGGAAGCAGAAGGCUUUUACAGCAAGAUUUUCAUAAUUUGGAGCUGUCUGGCAGAAGACAAGGCUCCUAUAUGCUGGAGCACUACAGAUCUCUAGGUUUAUUGUUUAAAAGGUGUACCUUGCUGCUACCCACGAAAGAAAGGUUAAAGUAUAUUCACAAGAUACUCUCAGAAGUUUCAUGUUUUAAAUUCAGUGGUUGUGGAAUUCCCAUGCAGUGUUUAGGAUUGCCGUGUUAUGGAAUGUUUUUACAGACCUUAACAGCAGGUUGGGAUGAGUUGGAGUGCCAUCGUGUUUACAAUUUCCUGUGUGAGUUGACUAAUCUACCCCGCAAGGUGCAGACAGUUGUUUGUAGUAAACCAGGAAGUGCCCGAAAAUUGGAGUUAAGGAUUAGAUUAUUCUGUCGGAGUGUUCUACUAGAUCACUGGAUGCAGCGAAGUGACUCUGCCUUUUGGUUGACUCGAAUACUAAAACCAUGGCCAAUGGUGAAUCAGGCACGGCUGCUUUAUAUAAUCUUUGGACCUAUAUCAUCUCAGGAUGGACAGGUGGUUUGGCAAAAAAUGACAGAAGGACCUACAGAUGAAACCAGUCUAAAAGGCUUAGCUGAUGCCAUUAAAUUACUGUAUGACACUGACACUAAAGAAUGGACAGCAGAUGAUGUAAUCAGUCUUGUAGAUGAACUAUCAGUGGUUCCCCGAGAAUGGCUUCUGGAGAAUAAUGCACGUCUCCUUAUCCUAAGCGGGAACAACAUUUGUUUCACCUUCAUGGCUAGCAAAGCUGUGAAUGGACGGGCCAAUGAACUAGCACGGAUGAUAGUCUUUUUGGCUUUGGUCUGCGAGAAGGACCUGUACUGCAUGGACUGGGCAGUAAAAAUGAUGCAAAAAGUCUGCAAAGUCUUUAGCAAUCAGGUGGAAAGAAAUAACUUCCUGCAGAAUGUGGAAAAUUCAUUUGCACGUGUUAUAAUGGACAUGCUGCAGUCAGUUAUGUCUGGAGACCGAGAUGAAGAGGAUAGCAGCUUUUUGAAUUUGUUUCAUCUUGUGAAUGCACAGGCUAAUUUCCAUAAGGAAGUUUUAUAUAUAACCAUGAACAGUACCUCCACCUAAAUAUUUAGACGUGAUUUCAAGAGUGCCUCAUUGAGCCAACCGUUAGACAGCUGCUUUUUCUCCAUGUUCAUCUUUUCACACAUGAAGGAUAAUGUGUGUGUGACUUUUUUUUUAAUCACUUAGUUACUGUGUCCUAA